CAUUUGACGGCGAAACUUUAGAGUUACCUCGCUUGAAUUGGUCGCAGGUUGUUAUUGACUUCCUUCAAAGUCUAAACAGAUCUUGUUAAUGUUCGUAUUAUUCUGUUGACUUGUUGACGCGCAGGCCAGACUCUAAAAAUGAACGUCUUUUUAGUUGGGUUUUUGAUUCUCAGUUUGUUGUGUGCACUUUCCUAUAUCUACACACGGACGACACUGCCCACGGUUACAGAAGUUGGAUUUGUGCAGUUUCAGCGGGCAUACCUCGUCGUAUAUUUGCUGGCAAUGGCUGGCGAUUGGCUACAGGGGCCUCAUGUGUAUGCCCUGUAUGAUAGCUACAGCAUGACCACACAUCAGAUCGAGGUCCUCUUUGUAGCAGGCUUCGGCUCCAGCAUGAUCAUCGGCACAGUAGUCGGCUCCUUUGCUGACAAAUUUGGGAGACGGGCUAACUGUAUUCUUUAUGGAGUGUUGUACGGACUUGCAUGUGUCACUAAGCACUUCAACAACUUCUGGAUCCUGAUGUUAGGCAGAUUUUUGGGAGGUAUGGCAACCUCCAUCCUCUACAGUGCUUUUGAAUCCUGGCUUGUCUAUGAACACAACAAGAGAGGAUUUGAUCAAGAUUUACUUGGCAGCAUCUUCAGUAAUGCUAUUCUUGGCAACUCUCUGGUGGCCAUUGUGGCAGGUCUUGUUGCACAGUUCUUUGCUGAUCGGUUUGGAUUUGUAGCUCCAUUUGAUGUGUCCAUGGCGGUGUUGAUCAUUAUGAUUAUAAUUAUCAUAUUCUCUUGGCCAGAGAACUAUGGUGACAAAACCAGCAACUUCACACAGUUAUUUUCUAAUGCUUUGCAUUCCAUUAGAACAGAUAACAAAGUGCUGUAUCUUGGUUUGAUCCAGUCCUUGUUUGAGGGUUCCAUGUAUGUGUUUGUAUUGGAGUGGACCCCAGCACUCACACCCAAGGCACCAGACGCGGAUGUUUCUGCCAAACGCCACCUACUGGAGGAUAACAACGGACAUAGGACAAUUCCACAUGGUCACAUUUUUGCUGCAUUCAUGGUGGCUGUGAUGUUCGGCUCAUCGGUUUUCAAAGUUUUGUCCAAAUUCACGUCUAUAGAGUCUUUUAUGAGACCAGUGCUGUUCACAUCUGCCCUUAGUCUGCUGACACCUAUACUAUUCCCAGGGAACCAGGUGGUCAUAUUCUCAGGCUUCCUGGUGUUCGAGAUGUGUGUUGGGAUCUUUUGGCCCUCCCUUGGCACAAUGAGGGGGAAAUAUGUACCUGAAGCAACCCGGGCCACCAUAAUGAAUGUUUUCCGGGUUCCUCUCAACCUGCUUGUUGUGGUCAUCCUUCUGCAAAACCUGCCAAUCAACACCAUCUUCCUGUGCUGUGUGUUUUUCCUAUCCCUUGCUGCAUUUUUCCAGCACCUACUGUUCCAGUCGUAUGAUAAGAGCAAAGUCAGCAGCCUUAGUACAGAGAGUGCAGCAGUGCCACUGAAGGCACCUCUGGACCAGGAGCCAGGCAUCACAGCAGCAGCAGGAGGCAGUAACCAGAAGGAGCAAGUGGUGUAACCCCCUUCUUCCUGCUGCAGGUGUUAACUUACUCUUCUCCUCUAGCAGGCAUAUCAGCUAUAGACUGAAGGAGGAUUUAACUCAAGAGGGUUGUUUUGUUGGGGGUAUUUGUUUGGGGUAUUUGUUUGGUUAGUUGCGCAUCUUAAGCACUGAAGUAGUAACAAGUUAAAUAUAUUGUUUGUGUAACCAUAGCAAAACAUUUAAUGGCAGUUAGUUUACCUAAUGUAUAUUAUGGGAUAUAGGUCAAGUUUUCAGGACCAAAAACUAAUUGAAUAGAAAAAGGUGUAGACCAAUAUCCUUAAGCAACAUUUGUAAAAGCUAUUUGAAGGUACACCAGUCUACAGCGAGUAACCUAUAGAAAUCUGCCACUGAACAAAAUAUACCUGUACAUACAAAGGUGAUCCGUCAACUGAAAACUUGGCUUCAAAAGUUAAGAUAUAUAUAAGGCUACAGAUCAUUAUCAAUGCAACAAUAUAUAAAACACUGAAGUGUUAAGAACACACUACAAUAAUUUGAACAUUAAACUGAGUGAAAGAAGUAGACCAUAUAUUCAAAUCAAACGUAACAUUACAAAAUUUGAUUUUUAAAUGUAGUGUUCAAGAAAGUUGUGACAUCAAACACACACUGAUCACCUAGCAGAGAUCAAUGCUCGACAACAUCUGUGCAGUUCACGAAUAUGUAUCCCUAUCUGGCUUUUGGGGAUGUUUUGCCGCUCCUGAAGCAAGGCUGCUUGAAGGUCAUUAAGCAUGACAGGGGGCAUCACUCUCUCCCAAAGAGCCACUGUCCAAGCAUGUCACACAUGGGUAUAGGUCAGGGAUAACACUGGCCAGUCUGUAUAUCUCACCAAAUGUUGACAUGAGUAAGCUGUCACAAUCCUAGCUCUGUGUGGUCUGGAAUUGUCCUGAAACUUGUAUGACGUUCAGUACCUGGAGACACAACCGGUACAAUGUUAUCUCUGUACUUUUCACCAGUCAUAGUCACUUCAAAGAAGGUCAGUCAUGUUGUUCAUGCUUAUGCCCCCACAGAACCUCACAGAGCCACCAUGAUCAUGCUCAGUUACUGCCUUCAAGUGUCUCUCCCUGUCUUCAAAAUACUGGUCUACAGCCAUCAUUGAAGGACAUAUUGAAGCUAGACACAUCAGAGAAUACUUGAAUGGGAAUGUUAAAUGUUGUCUGUUCUGAGAGGAGGUUGGACAGCAUGAUCUCUUGCUCUGGUGCUAUGGUCCCUCAAUCGUUGGCUCACUGUUGACACCGAUACCUAGGCGCCUGUAAUGUGGUGCCUCUCCUGGUGAUCUGGCUAUGGUUUGCCUGUUCCUGAGUGCUGUCAAAGUCAAAUAUUGAUCGUUGUUCCUUGUGGAGACUCUUGGAUGACCAGACCAAGGACAAUCACAGACAGAAUUUGUCUGUUGAAACCUUCUCCAAAGGUUGGACGUUUUGCCUACUGGGAUACCAUGUAAAUCCCACACUGGUUUGGUUAAAUGCAUGUAAUUCUUUUGAAUACAUCACCUCUAUCACAUCAGUUGCCAUAAAUUCCUGUUUAUGCUGAGAACCACACUAUAAAUUUUUAUAAAUUUUCAA
This is a messenger RNA of Haliotis rufescens (red abalone), 3134 nucleotides long. RefSeq names its product molybdate-anion transporter-like. Gene Ontology annotation, molecular function: molybdate ion transmembrane transporter activity. Gene Ontology annotation, biological process: molybdate ion transport. The coding region runs from base 139 to 1557 and encodes 472 amino acids. Lineage: Eukaryota; Metazoa; Mollusca; Gastropoda; Lepetellida; Haliotidae. Gene Ontology annotation, cellular component: membrane. The record is from RefSeq and is a predicted model, not a curated record. The transcript has 13 exons.